This is a messenger RNA of Fukomys damarensis (Damara mole-rat), 2349 nucleotides long. It is a transcript of the gene Usp18, whose product is annotated as ubiquitin specific peptidase 18. Gene Ontology annotation, cellular component: cytosol; nucleus. Bases 105 to 1220 code for a protein of 371 amino acids. The transcript is spliced from 10 exons. Gene Ontology annotation, molecular function: cysteine-type endopeptidase activity; cysteine-type deubiquitinase activity. Gene Ontology annotation, biological process: protein deubiquitination. NCBI's taxonomy places the organism in Eukaryota, Metazoa, Chordata, Mammalia, Rodentia, Bathyergidae. The record is from RefSeq and is a predicted model, not a curated record.
UCGUUGCACCCGGGCCGGUGAGCUCCUCCUGGAAGUGAAGUACUGGCAUCCUGAACGCAGCCAGCAGCCUUGAGCAGGGAAUUUUGGAGCAAUUGUGGACGGGCAUGACGCUUGGGUUCCUGGGGGAAACCUGUCAGUCAACCCUGGCUGAGUCUCAGCAGUGUUCGGGAGAAUCCUUUGAGAAGAAGAAAGAGAGCAACAACAUGAAGAGGAAGAAAGAGCAGCCAAGAGGUCUCAGUGCCUGGGACCACCCUCAUGGCCUGGUUGGUUUACACAACAUUGGACAGACCUGUUGCCUUAAUUCCUUGAUUCAGGUGUUCAUAAUGAAUGUAGACUUCACCAAGAUAUUGAAGAGGAUGACAGUGCCAAAGGUCUCAGAAGAGCAAAGGACAAGUGUCCCCUUCCAGCUGCUGCUGCUGCUGGAGAAGAUGCAGGACAGCCGGCGGAAGGCGGUGCGCCCCGUGGAGCUGGCCUACUGCCUCCAGAAGAACAACGUGCCACUGUUUGUCCAGCAUGACGCGGCUCAACUGUACCUUACAGUCUGGAACCUAAUCAGGGACCAAAUCCAGGACAUGGACUUGGCAGAGAGACUGCAGGACUUGUACACUAUCCGGGUAAAAGAUACCUUGGUUUGCAAAGAGUGCACAGUGGAGAGCAGCAGAGACAGUAGCUUGCUGACUCUCCCUCUUUCUCUUUUUGACAUGGAUUCGAAACCUCUUAGAACACUGGAGGAUGCCCUGCACCAUUUCUUCCAUCCCAGGGAGUUAUGCAACAAAAGCACAUUCUUCUGUCAGAACUGUGGGAGGAGGACCCAUGGGAUACAGGCCUUGAAGCUGACCCAUUUGCCCCAAACUUUGACCAUCCACCUCAUGAGAUUCUCCAUCAAGAAUGCAAGGACAGAAAAGGUCUGCCACUCGUUGUGUUUCCCUGAGAGCUUGGAUUUCAGUCAGGUUCUUCCAAGCGAGCAAGACAUCAGUGAAGCAGAGGAACAGGAUGAAGGACAGUAUGAACUCUUUGCUGUGAUCGCCCACAGUGGGAUGGCUGACUUCGGUCAUUACUGUGCCUAUGUCCGGAAUCCUGUGGAUGGAAAAUGGUUCUGCUUCAAUGACUCCCAUGUUAGUUGGGUAUCCUGGAAAGACAUCCAGUGCACCUAUGGAAAUCACAGCUACCGCUGGCAGGAAACUGCAUAUAUUCUGGUUUACAUGAAGGCCAAGUCCUGACGGAUGCACUCCAAACCUUAAAAAACUGACAAACUCUCAUUUUCCUUUUCUAUUUCCUGGAUCUGGUAGACUCUACUAAGAGAUUUUGCAUUGAGAAGAAGCAUAAUUUUCAAGUGUAUAAUUAAAUCUUAUGCACAGCCACGAGGCAUGGCAGUGUUGAGGUGGUAGGAACUUUAAGAAAUAAAGCCUAGUGGGAAAUAAUUAGGUCUAUGGGAUCUCCCCAUCCACACACUGAUGGUGCCCUUUCCAUUUCUCCAUCACAUUUGAUGCAGCCAGGAGGGCCCUUGCCAAGACGCCAGCCCCAUGCUGGUGGGACUCUUCAGCCACUAGAAUUAUGAACCAAAUAAACUUCUUUACAGAGUACUUAGUCUCAGGUGUUUUGUUAGAGCAACCGAAAAUGACUAGUACAAUUAACACGAUAUUUAACAAUAACACAGGCCUGGAUCAGUCACAAUGGUUACCUUUGCCAGUGGGCCCUGGUUGUGUGGCUAGAUCAGGGUCCUAAGUGCACACUUGACAAGUGGCAGACUCAAAACUUCCAGAAUAAAGUGUGGGUAAAUUUUUGAUAUUGUGUUUAUUGCCUAAAAAAGAUAAGCUAUGCAAGCAUAAAUUCUCAUGGGAUAACCCUCACUGAAUCCUCUCCUUAGAAUGAAUCAUUGUUAAAUAGUGUGUAUUGGUUUCCUAGGGAUGGUGUACUAUAACAAAUUACUACAAAGUGGGUACUUAAAACAACAGAAAAGUAUUGUCUCAUAGUUCAGAAGACGAGAAGUUUGAAUUUGAGGUCUCCACAGAGUUGACUCCUCCUGGAUGCUCUGAAGGAGACAGGCUCCAUGCCUCCCUCCUGGUUUCUGGUUGUUGUCAGCAGUUCUUGUCACAUACUGGCUUGUGGCUGUGUCACUCCAGUUGCUGCCCUCAUCUUCACAUGGCCUUCUCAUGAAGAUGCCAGGCAUUGAAUUUAGGGCCCACACUAAUCUACCAAGACUUUAUUUUUAUUUAACUACAAUUGCAAAGGCCUUAUUUCCAAGUAAGUUCACAUUCUGGAAAUUUAGGUGGUCCUGAAUUUUGGGGGGACACUACAUGCAGUACAAGAGAUGGGUUCUACUGCACUUUUUUCUUUGCAUUUGCAUAC